Messenger RNA from Boleophthalmus pectinirostris (great blue-spotted mudskipper), 7692 nucleotides. It is a transcript of the gene adra2a, whose product is annotated as adrenoceptor alpha 2A. Gene Ontology annotation, molecular function: adrenergic receptor activity. Gene Ontology annotation, cellular component: membrane. NCBI's taxonomy places the organism in Eukaryota, Metazoa, Chordata, Actinopteri, Gobiiformes, Gobiidae. The transcript has 2 exons. The record is from RefSeq and is a predicted model, not a curated record. Bases 5931 to 7154 code for a protein of 407 amino acids. Gene Ontology annotation, biological process: adenylate cyclase-activating adrenergic receptor signaling pathway.
CCAUAUUAAAAUAGAGUGGCCUCACAAGAUUUUUUUUAAACGGGGCAUUUUUCAUUUCAGUAUUUGAUUUAGAACUUUUUUCUUUUUUUGUGUAAUUUUGUCAAUGUAUUGAGUUAGCAGGGUCAGGUGAUGACAGUCUUAAAAGGGUUUGCUCUAACAUAAAAUAAUUUUACUUUUUUUUUUGUAGCGCAUAUUUGAUUUACAUACCUGGCUUCUCUGUGUGCUGAAUAGCCACUUACAAUUCAAGCCAUUGUUUAGUUUUGUUUUUUGUUUUUGAGGGAAAGUGUUCUUUUUCUUAAUGCAAAAUCACAUUUUUCUCUUAGUAUUAUGUGAACAGGCUGUGCAUUAACGAGCCAAUCCAAUGUUAUUUUCCUGACCAUAUAUUCUACUUCCUCAGUCUUGUGUUGAGAAGUGUGGCUCUCCUCUAGCAGUGGUGCGGUGGGCUUUGUUCCUUCAGGAUGUUCUGAUCUCUACCACACGGGGCGCCAUCUUUUCCCAUGCAGACCACCCCCACAUCCUGAUGCUGGACUGAUCCUUUGACUCUAGUCCAGGUUUGCAGCAGCUCUGACCCAGAUUAAAUCAGACUUCAUAACAAGGUGCACAUAUGAGCUCAACGCAGUCACAGUACAAGACUGUCAAUACGAUGUAAAAAGGGCUUUCUGUGUUCAUGCUCAGCAAACUGGGGGCAUUGCAUUCCUCGUCUGUUUACUUUGUGUGGAAAUGCCUUCAGUGACUUGACCUGAGUGAGAUGUGCUUUAGUAGGGGCUCAUCAGACAUAUCUGUAUCAUGUGUUGUGAAUGACGGUAGUACUAUACAGCACAGGUUUAUGGGAGCAUACCGUUGGGCUGAGCACUCAUUUAUCAGAUCAUGAAUGUAGUUAAGUUUGCUUUGGGCUCCAUGGAAAUUGCCGCCAGCUGAAAAUAUUUUAAUCUUAUUGCAGUAUGAUUGGUGUUUAUAUAGUUUUGUUAUUUCGGACCACAAAGAACACAGCUUAUUUUGGCGUUUUGCCUUUGAAGUACAUUGUCUCUUCAUAUGUACAGGCUCAUGUUGAAAGCAUUUAACUGGGUGAGCGGAUAAAGUGGUUCACAGUGGACUUGAAUCAGAUGGUUAUUUAGUGUUUCUGCAAAGUAUCUCCCUUUUUGUACACAGAGAAAGGUGUCCAUGCUUCUUCUACUUAUCAACAUUGACAAGCAGCCUUAAUGCUCUUUUAUGUGUUUUUUUGGCUAUUCCUUGUGUCUAUGGCCACUGACUGUACUUGAUGACAAGCAAUUGGUUGUAACAAUGUAAUUUUGGGUCGGAUUUUCUUUUUGUCAUUUUCCUUCUUCUCUGUAUACAGUGAUCUGAUGUUUCAGUAGGCUCAGUAUUAAAAUCUGUAAUGUGAUUAGAGUUUUACAAAGAAUACAGAGUGCAAUGGAGGACGAUGCCAUUAUGCUAUCAAGUGCUCUCACUUGUCUUUGGCAUUAAAGGGGAAUUCCACUAAAUCUGACUCCUAUUGUUCUUCAGCACAGACAGGGCAUUCACAGAUAUUACAUUUGGAGAUAAAAAAAUUAAAAAUAGAAUAUAUUUUAAAAAUGUGACCAAGACUUGGCAGGUCUAUCAAACCCUGUAUUUGGCUAACAAUUUACAGAAAAUAAUUUAGUUUAUGUGCAAAUUGUUUUGUUCACACUGAGUAGGUUCCUUGCUUUUUUCUUUUUUUUUUUCAUUCAUUGAGACCAAAGCUUAAGACCUGAUGCGUGAUGCGAAAGGUCACUGUAAUAAAUAAAAUGCGAUAUAAAACAAUUAUACAAGACAUCUAUUGUAGCGUGAGUAGUGUGGUCAGCAGCUGUGCCCUGUCUAACACUGACCCCACCUGGUGAUUUAGUUUAUUACACCUCUCUUUCGAUUAGGCCUAUAUGUGGGGUAUUUUGUCAUGUUCAAGCAUGUACCGAGCUUUCUGCAUAGUUUAGAGAAAAAGUAAUCAGAAAAUAGAAGAUAGGCCUAAUUAAACAUCUGCUGUGACCGGAUUUAUGUUGAACACAAGUGGCACCAUGAAUACAAUUAAAAAGAAUUAAAACUGUCCAUAGUAAUAGUCUUCAAAAUAAUGUGCAUAGGCGAUGUCAUAUUAAUAAUAAUAAUAAUAAUAAUAAUAAUAAUAAUAAUAAUAAUAAUAAUUUCUUUGUCUAAAUUAACCCCCAAUUUGGUUACUGUAAUUUUGUUAAUGUGGGAAUAGGCCUAGAAUUUAAGAACUUGUCUAGACAUGUUACAAAUAUAAAUAUUCUUGAACCCAAGGGAUCAAUAUGAACCCAUUAUUGUGAGACCAUAGGCUAUGUUUUAUUUUUUUAUUAUUAUUAUUUAUUUAUUUAUUUAUUUAUUUUAUUUCUUCACUUUGCUUUCUUAUUUGGAUGUUGAACCUGGGCCUGCAGACUUUGUAAUGUUUUUUCCUGUGUAGGUCUAUACUAAAGCCUGAGUGUGGUGCGUGAAACUGGGACGAGACAAACGACAGGUGUCACUGUAUCCAUGCGCGUUGUGUGCGUCCUCACGCAUCAAUGAGCGCCACGUCGAUCUAAAGGUGUUUACCUAAAACACUCUCUGAGCUUCUGUACGAGUGGUAUUUUGCCAACCAGGAGGAACAGACAGGACAGGCCGGCUCCGUGUUCGGGCUGGCGCAGUGGGUAAAGAGAACAGAACUCAUAUUGGCUGUUACAACCACACGUGUAACAAUGGUACAAUUACAUUAGCCUUGUAUUAUUAUGUAGGUCUAUUGCAUUUGUGCCAUACGACAGAAAAAUGGACUACGGUCUCCUGGGCAACAGGUGAGUGCGUGUGACGUCAGCACAUGGGUGAAAGUCCUGUUGACACUAAGGGCACCUAAAGGACACACAGACACUACAGGAGAGGCGUUGUUAGCUGUGUACCAUACAGCAUUUAUAGUCCAUGCAUGUAAUAGUCUACAUAGGUCUACCAGGCCAGGAAAAUUUAAGGCCAUAAUAAAACACCAGCCGGGCUCACCAAUCAUUUGGUCUAUUUGUAUUUCAGUAACAGAAAAUAGAAAGUAUCUUAACUUAACCAUAAGGUUCCAAACAGUAUAAUAUCCUCCAAGAAUAUUUUAUUUGACUUGUAAUGGUUUUCAUAAUUUGUUGAAAAUGUCACCGCUUUCCUCCUCUGUUCACAAAAGUCUCAGGCAUUUGUACUGGAUCAGAGAUUAGUCUACUUUGUCUUCUUGAUUAAUGCAAAUCAAUGCAGAAGAACAGUAGGCAACAGACACAGGAUAGAAGCACUGCUGCACAAAAGCACUGUCAGAACUAGAGUACAGAUUUCAAUGAUGCUGUUUUACAAUAUGACCACACAGGAUGAGGAUGAGGAGUAGAAUGCGAGGAAGACUGUGCAGCAGAACUUUGUGUCCUCCCACACUUCCCCAGGAAUUUCAUCCUCCUCCUCCAUCCUCCAAGGGCAGCCAUCUUCCCAGAGACUGAAUUCAAAUGUGAAACCACAAAACCAAACACACUGUUUCUGAGAUAGCUGUAACUGUGAAUCAGAGGCAGCACUGCGCUCCAGCUCUGGGAAAUGAUGGCUCCCUUGAUAGAACAACAAAUAUCUUUGAUAAAAUGAAGCCAAAGCCAUCAUCAGUGGCAUUAAGGAUGGGAGAUUGAUAACAGAAAAAGUUUCAAAGAUAGUCCUCUGGACAGUGUUGUUGAAAUUGAGACAUUUUCACUUCCAUCCCAAAGUAAUUUUCAUGCUGUACUGGUCUGAGAAGCUAUUCAUACUGGUCUAAGGGGUGUAUUUAUUUCUGCCCUAUACCCUGGCACUUGACUUGUUUUGUUGGUCAGGGUUAUUCUCCGUUUGAAACAUUUUCUAACAGGGACUACUCAUGGAAUUACAGAUUACACCAAGAUGUAAGAUAGACUUGAGGGUUUUAUAAUGUCGCAUGAUAACAAUGUUUGCAAGUGGGCAGGAGUGGGGUAAGCUUUCACCUUCUAACCUCGAAAUAGCUGGCUCAGGUUUUGCGCAAUGUUCACCCCAUUCCACAUUUCAACUGCUUUGCUCCAGACACAGUCAUGUGGCUUGUGGUAACAGGAAGGGCAUCUGCCAGGUCAUCUGUGAAUGGUGAAUUGCAGAGACCUCCAUGAACAGUAUUUGUUCAGAUGAUUUUAAAUAUUUAAUCGCUUUAAUCUUCUGAAGCUGAGCAACUAUGAGUCAUACAAAAACUGAGAACAUUUAGGAAUUGCACACAUUAGGUGCACACAUUAGGUGUGCACUUCACCUCGGACUAUAGUCAUCACAUGGUUAACACUUUGCAGUUAUUUUUCCAUGGGGCAUUUGCUCCAAUGGAUCUACAUUGCAUUAUUCUGUAAUAAGACAGUACAUAUUGCCUGAGCUCCCAUUUAUUUUAAUUUUGAUCAAAACUUAUUAAGCUUGUCAAGUUUUGAGGCCUAUAUAUGAGCAGAUAUUUGAAAGAAUGGUUAAAUAUAUAUAUUUUGGUGAGAGAAAGAUAAGGUGCCAUCAGUAGGCCUAUAGGGAGUAAGAACAGACUUAUGACAGAUGCUUUUACAGCAUGUCAGCGUAACAUCUUUACACUAUGCCAUAAAUGUGUUAGUUAGGUAAAUAUUUAUCUUUUACAGCUGACAUGUACCACCAGGUCAACCAAAUAAUUGAGUAUGGACAUCUUAUAUGUUUACACUUUGUUUAUACAGUCCACUGUGUGCAAAGUAAUAAAGAUACUUUGUACAAAAGUAAAUGAGCCUCCUCAUUUAAACACUGUUUCCACAAGUAGACUAUGACGCUCUGUGUAAACUGCUUCUUUCAGUAAGAAGAAAAUGAUCAAGGGCAUACGCUGCUGUGAAUGCUGUAAUCUCUUACACAGACAUCAUAGCUGAAGGCAAACAAAAGUAAAUGCCUAGUAAAUGUGUGAAGUCAAUACAAAAUGCCAGAUAAAAUUGAAAAAUCCAAGAUGACAAAAUUUGUUUCGACAGAUGGUGCGAGUUAAGAAUACAGGGCCAAAAUCCAAGAGCAUUCAUAAUUCUUCUCUCACGGAAAAAUGGCCCUUCUACCCGCUGAGCUCAAAAAACAAAAAGAAAAGUGAAGAGUGAAGGUCCAUAGCGGGUACGUUGAAUGCUGUUAUAAUCUUAUGUGGUUACUGUUACCAGCCAUAGCUGGAUUUCUAGGCUAGUGCCUGCGUAAUGACCAAUGGUUUGAUGCGCUUUUGAUAGCAAUACCCGUCCCUUGUAAUCUUAAUAACAUACUAUAUUAAGUUAAUGUCAGUUAUACAAAUUAUUUUGAAGCAAACAUGAUAGUGGUUUAGUGAAAGUGAUCGUAAACCGCGACUUUCACCUGUGGAGAAUGUGUAUGUGAUACGCUCCGUGCGUAAACGUGACCAACUGUUUCAGACUGUUAUAAAAAACAGUUUAUUCUACUUAAGCUGAUGUCUAAUGUCAUAUGCUCUCAGUCUUUGAGACACACGCUGCCUUUGCUCUCUACACUGUAGUUAGUAGGAGCCGGUGUGUGCGCGUUAUAAAGUGAGGGAGUGGCGCUCUGGUUAACACUGAGGGAGAGACUCCUCGCGCAGACAGCAGCACGGCAGCGCCCAGGAUAACACGAUUAGCGCUCUAUUAGUCUGCUGGUGAACACAACACACGGACCUGUGCGUGCGCCUGUGGACAGAGGCGACAGAGACUAAAGGAAAAGGCUCCAUGGAUUCUGUCCGUGUCAUUCUGAACUGCGUAAAGAAGUUGCGCACCGGGCAUUUUUGGUUAUAAUUCUUUGCAGCUCUGUGUAUUUGAUGAUGCCACAGUCUCUUCACUGAUACAAUGAGAUUAUUCAUUAUGAAAGAGAAAAAGCUCGAGAGGAGUCGUUAUUUUCCAUUUCCGUGGUUUCGAAGCCCCACUGUGAGGCACUAGCUCUCUGCCCUGACCGGAGGGUUCUGUGUAUCCUCGUGUGAACUCACAUCUGUCUCCAUGGGGUUUGACAAUGACACCAACGGGACCAUGUCCUGGGCGCCGUUCAGUGUGCAGACGUCCGUUCUGCUGACGGUCCUGGUGAGCUUCAUGAUCCUUCUGAUAGUGUUUGGAAACGUGCUGGUGGUGAUAGCAGUGUUCACAAGCAGAGCCCUCAGGGCUCCUCAGAACCUUUUCUUGGUGUCUCUGGCCUCUGCAGAUAUCUUAGUGGCCACGCUGGUCAUGCCCUUCUCAUUAGCCAAUGAGCUGAUGGGAUAUUGGUACUUUGGGGAGAUCUGGUGUGAGAUUUACCUUGCACUUGAUGUUCUGUUCUGCACCGCCUCCAUUGCCCACCUCUGUGCUAUCAGCCUGGACCGCUACUGGUCCAUCACGCAAGCCAUUGAGUACAACCUAAAGAGGACCCCUCGCCGCAUUAAGUGCAUCAUCUUCAUUGUAUGGGUGAUUGCAGCUGUGAUCUCAUUCCCACCCCUGAUCACCAUGAAGAAGGAGAAGAACAAAGAGCACCCCGUGUGUACCAUCAAUGAUGACGAGUGGUAUGUCAUCUCCUCCUGCAUUGGCUCCUUUUUCUUGCCCUGCAUCAUUAUGGUCCUGGUCUACAUCCGAAUCUACCAAAUUGCCAAGAAGAGAACUCGGGCCCCCACUGGAGACAGAAUACCAAAGGCAAAUGCAGUGGACCACAAGCACAAUGGUUUGGAUGGAGGCAAAGAGGAGGACAUCAAGCUGAACGGGGAACGGGACAUUGAACUGAAAGAGCAAGGAGGAGAAGGCGAUGGGGUCAAAGGUGAAGUCAAUGGAGUGGACAUUGAAGACUCGUCAUCUUCUGAUCAUAAAGUGAACAACCCCUGCUCCAUUAAAAAGAAGAGCCACAAAGGUAAAACCAAGCUGUGCCAAAUCAAACCAGGAGACAAUGAGGUGCCCAAACGUGUCCAGAGCACAAAGGGGAGCAGGUGGAAAGGCCGACAGAACCGUGAGAAGCGUUUCACUUUUGUCCUGGCAGUAGUGAUAGGGGUUUUUGUCAUCUGCUGGUUUCCGUUUUUCUUCACCUACAUGCUCAAGACAAUAUGCGUAUCUUGCUAUGUGCCACUGACUCUGUUCAAAUUCUUUUUUUGGUUUGGCUAUUGCAAUAGUGCACUCAAUCCAAUCAUCUAUACUAUCUUCAACAAUGACUUCAGGAGGGCCUUUAAAAAGAUACUCUGUAAGAGAGACUCCAGAAGAUAUGCCUAAAAGCUUAUUGGACUCUAUUGGACUACAUUAUUGUAUAUAAAGUGUAAAGGAAACGCAUGGACAUUCACUUUUCACAAACCACUGCAGAAACACCACAGAGAAUGUCUUUAAUGCAAAUACAAUUUUUUUUUUAUUUUUUUACAACUGAAAGUGUAAAUAUAUGUAUUGUAGGUUUAUUUUUGUUGUCAUUGAUAUAGUUCAGUGCCAUAUGAAGUGACAGUUGAAUGUGGGUUUUGAUGGUUUUGACUCUCCAAGCAAAGCAAGUUAAGUAUAAUAUUAAGUAUCUUUUAUGCCAAACAAACAUGACAUAGUGAUUGUAACCUUCACUUGGCCAGACAUACAUGCAGUGAUAACCUUAUAAAUAGGGCUUUUGUGCCCCCAAAAUUAUAAGCUUUUUAUUUCAAAUGUGUGAGUCAAGCCAUUAUAACUCAAAUACAUAACUUCAUAAUAAUCUAAGGCAGUGUUAACGGUUCAUUUGCUGUUUUGUGUUACCAAACUAUGUGUCGCACAGUAAAGAGUGGAGCCUGUCAAACCAGAA